Stegodyphus dumicola is the source of this 333-nucleotide messenger RNA. RefSeq lists its product as uncharacterized. Lineage: Eukaryota; Metazoa; Arthropoda; Arachnida; Araneae; Eresidae. The record is from RefSeq and is a predicted model, not a curated record.
AUGGAAAGGGUUGAAGAAGAAAAUCCUCCACCCGUUACUUUCUACCUUCCUCACCAUGAAAUUUGCAAACCUGAAAAAUCAUCUACGAAAUUGCGCAUUGUGUUUAAUGCAUCAGCUCCUACUACUACAGGAUUGAGUCUGAAUGAUAUUUCACCCUCAGGAGAGGUUAAAGAGGAUAUUUUUGAUUUAAUUGUUCGAUUUCGUAAACAUAAAAUAGCACUGGUCGCAGACAUUAAACAAAUGUUUAGACAGAUUUUAAUUGAUUCAUCGCAAAGGAAUCUUCUACGUUUCUUAUGGAAAGAGCAUGAAGACGACUCACCUAUUACUUUUUAG